CGGCUUCUUCUUCUUCACCGAGCAACGAGGAGGAGAGGAAAACCGAAAAACAACCAGACGAAAGGAGGAGCGAGGGAGGCGAGGCUCCCUUGCCGUCGUUGGUUCGGCGGUACCUGCGUACCGAAGACACGCUGCCAGUCGCGAGGCGGUCGACGUGCUUCGCUCGUCUGCGGCAGGCUUCGCCGUCCGGGCAGGCCAUGCCUGCUUCCAGCGUGCCUUCUGCUCGGCGUGCUCGUCAUAUGGUCCCUUCAUUCCGGGCGACGCUAUAAUUGUUCUUGACUCCCGGAUACGAGGUGCAUCGGCGCGUUCUUGCGGAUACCCAACCAGGAAUGUGUGUCCAGUGUUCUUCCCAAGGCGGUGCGCGAUAAUCCGGGGGCUCAAGGGCGCGCGAGGUUCGAGAUCUCGUAAGCUCGUGCGCGAUCUUCGGGAUCUGGCGGUAGUGCUGUGUGCGGUCGUUUCGUGAGUGUCGACUCCUUCUUGGUGGUGCCGCGUGGAUUUUCAAGGCCGACCCUGCGGAGAGGAAAGAAUCGCAGCGUGCUUCUGUGUUUGUGUCCUCGUUACCUUUGAUUCGGUGGCACUGGGCGCGCGCCGUGAAUAGGGCCGACGACUGUGCCUUUUGUGCGACGACUCCGUGAUUCUAUUCCCUCCUCCACGGCGCGUUACAGCGCCCCGGAUUCUCUCUUUUGUGGAUGUAGCCAUGUGAACAGACGCAGGAGCCAGUCUGGUCAUGCGGGAGGCUUGCCGCGAUGGCGGACCUCCUUCGUCGGCCUCCUGCUCCAGAGUCCGGACCCUCAGGCAGCGCGCGGGGCUCGCGGUGCCGCUGGCAGUGCGUGCCACCGUUUCUGGGCAGCAGUGAAGCACGGGGUCCAAACUCUCGCGCCCUUGCUUUGACGUGGUGGAGCUGCCGGAGGAGGUGGAAAUGGCGGGUCCGGACCACGUCCCGACCCUGGCGGAGCGGCUGUACCAGGCAGCCGUGGCGGGACAGACGGACACCGUGGUCGAGCUGUGCCGGAUUGGAGCCAGGAUUGAGGCAGACGCGGAGGGUCGCACGGCUCUGCACAUGGCCGCCGCCAACGGCUACGUGGACACCGCUCGAGCUCUCAUCCUAGCAGGAGCCAAGGUCAACGCCCUGGAUGCUUGCGGCUACUCUCCCCUGCACCAGGCAGCGACCGAGGGUCACGAGGAAGUGGUGCGGCUACUCGUCAAGCACAACUGCCUCGUCGACGUUCAAGACGAAAUGCAUGGUAACACGGCUCUCCACGAGGCAGCUUGGAAAGGCUACAGUCGGACAAUUGAAGUUCUCUGUAAGAACAAGGCAAACGUGUACAUAAAAAACAAGGGCGGCUUCUCACCACUGCAUCUCGCGUGCCAGAAUGGUCACAACCAGAGCACGAGGGUUCUUUUGCUGGCUGGCUGCAAACCGGACAUCAAGAACAACUACGGUGACACUCCACUGCACACGGCUUCCCGCUACGGUCACGCCGGCGUGCUUCGGAUACUCAUCAGCGCGUUCUGCAACGCCAGCGAAGUGAACAAGAAUGGGGACAGCGGCCUACACAUCACGGCAGCGAUGGGCCGUCGAAAAUUAACGAGGAUACUACUGGAAGCCGGCUGUGACCCAACCAUUGUCAACAAGCAAGGGGAGACGGCGCUGGACAUCGCCCGGCGCAAGGAGUUCAACGAGGUGGCCGACCUGAUCGAGCAUCCGCCGCCGCAAGUGAUCCAGCUGGACUCGUCCUCCUCGCCGCUCGAGCAGCAGAGGCCCGGAGAAGGGGGCAAGAAACGCGAAAAGGAGAGCGGCACCUCGCAGGGCAGCAAGGACAGCGAGCACAACAAGGGUCGCACCAAAGACAAGCACAAGAAGAGCAAGCACGGCCACAAGGUGCAUUUUGACGACGAGAAGAAGGACAAGAAAGGAAAGCUGAGUCCUUACGGCUGUCACCAGACGCCCAACCUGAGCGCCUUCCCUUCGCCCAAGCUGGAGACACUGCCCGCCGAACCUUUGGGCAAGGGAGAGCAGUACUUCCUCGACCUGGCUGGAAACAUUCGCAAGGGCCCCGUCGGGAAAGGCUACACGUGCUACUGCGCGCCCUUCUUCCACAACGUGGAGAAGAAGCUCGAGGCGGACAAGCAGGAGCUGAUCGACCACAUCGACCACGCGCACGAGGACCUGAACGCCAAGAUCGCGCACUUGGAGCGCAAGACGCGCAACCAGCUCUUCAACCUGAACCAGUCGGUGCGCGAGAAGCUGGCCGCCGAGAAGACCGAGUGCCAGGAGCGCGUGGAGCGCGUCGCCCAGCGCGAGCGCCUCGAGCGAGAGCGGAGGCAGGAGACGCAGCACGCCGAGCUCCGCAGCGAGCUCCAGAGCUACGUGCGCGAGCGCGUGGCGCAGGUCGACUACCGCUGCAGCCCGCUGGGCCAGAGCGCGGACUGCAAGAACAGGUUCAGCGAAGUGCCGCCCCAUUGGUCGAGGAGGGCUAGGCUGCUGAAUGGUUUCUACGCCAACGGAGUCGCCAGGGCCAAGUCGGAGGAAGUCCUGCGAGACUUCAACGGCGCAGACGGCAUCGACGAAGAGGAACUGGCCGAAGCGACCAACGACCGAACCGUGAACGGGCGCGUGCCCCCGACGCAGGCUCCGCCACCAUCGGGGCUCUUCGGCAACGAAGUGGGUCUGCCGCCGCCCCCCGCGCACCUAGCGAACAGGGUGGCAUGCGGGACCCGGCCGGACUUCGAGAAACUUGGGGCGAAGCCCAAGUACCCGCUGUGGGACCACGCGGGAGGAGAGAGAACGAGUCCCUCGGCGCUGCUCGUCCACCAUCAGCAACAGCAGCAGCCGUCCCCUACCGCAGAAAGCAGAGGAGAACACGGGAUCCGUCGAAGUCCGGCGGACCAGGCAUCUCCGGGAACGGUGAGGCAUUUCAAGAGCCACGGAGACCUCACGGCGACCUACAAGAAGGAAGACUACCAGGACGAAGAGAAGGAGAAGGAAGAGGUCAGCAGCCCGAACCAUUCGCCGUCUCCGCCCGCCACGACCAACGGAACUCCGUGCGGGGAGGGUCUGCGGCCGUCGCCCUCGCCGGCUACCAACGGUGACUCGCCGCCGACAGCGCACACGACAGCUCAGGCGACAACGUCGACAACGACGACACCGCCGCCGACGCACCCGAAACCCGCCAAGCCGCCGCUGAUGCCGCGACCCACGCACCCCCCUCCUUACUCGAGCCACGUACAUCGCUUUUCGGCGACGCCGAGCAGUCAAGCGAGGCCGCUGCGAGUGUCGUACGGGCCAUCGCCCAGCGAACUGGCGGCGGCCGACGCGCUGUCGGGCUAUUACAACGGCGGUGCCGCAUACGCGAACGCCAACGGUGGUGCGGUCGAGGACCAGCUCUGCAAACUGAACGAGGGCCUCUCGUUGGACCCCGAGAGCGGAUGUCCCUCCAGUGAAGUGUGAAAGCGGGCCCCUCCCCUCGUCGCCUAAUGAAAAACACACACAUUCCGCACAGUGAGAGUGUCACACGCCCUACGAUGCGAAAAAAAAAAAAAAGAACUCACGAACCGUGGGCGAACUUAACUUCCUGUGUUGUUUAUUUAUGCCAUCACAUUUUUUUUUCUCUCAGUUAGCGAAGUGCUGGAACUGGAAUAGCGUGUCGCUCGAAGUGGACCUGCGUACCGUGAUGCCAUCGUUGAAGUAAUCAUGCCGUGAGAGGAAGCGAAAGCAGACGAUUUCUUAAUAUUUACGCGUCAGACCUAUAACUAGAUUUUCUUGCAUUCACUACAGAGAUACUUUAAAAACAUGCUUUCAUUCACAAUAACAAUGAGUGUAUAUUGAACAAAUAAGACGACUAGUGUCAUACUUACGCAGCGCUUAACAUAGUGUGAGGACAGCACUUUUUCAUAUGCGACUAGGCGUAGCUUACCUGUACAUCUCGCGAAAUAUUCGAUUCGUACAAACAUGGACGUGUCAGGCAGGAAAUGCCAGGCUCUACUAUAAACUGACAGUACAGUGCAAUGUAAAACAGCAUUUAAUGCAAAUAUAAAAGACACUCACAUUGUGUCUCGU
Messenger RNA from Dermacentor andersoni, 4060 nucleotides. RefSeq names its product ankyrin repeat domain containing protein 6 diego (gene dgo). Gene Ontology annotation, cellular component: BRCA1-BARD1 complex; BRCA1-A complex. Gene Ontology annotation, biological process: protein K6-linked ubiquitination. The record is from RefSeq and is a predicted model, not a curated record. Gene Ontology annotation, molecular function: protein binding; ubiquitin-protein transferase activity. Lineage: Eukaryota; Metazoa; Arthropoda; Arachnida; Ixodida; Ixodidae.